AUGGAAGCAUUUAUGGUAGAUAGAUUCGAUAUCUUUUUACAAUCCUUUGGUUUACGAUCCGAAGAUUACAAAUACAACAAAGAUAACAAUAACGAAGAUGUAGAGCCAUGUCCAAAGGUGUUGUUGUUCGCCGUACAGGUCAACAAGAAUAGGGGGAAUCUUAAAACGGUUUCCAUACCCCGUUCAGGCAAACAUCAGAGCUAUUGCAUGUACGAAGAUAAAAAGUCAAAAGAUGUUUUCACUUAUCAUUAUCCCGUAAAUACUGGCUCAUUUGAAUACAAAAACAAAAAGUAUGAAUUGGUGCCUUACAAUUCAGAGGUGUGCAAAAACAACUUUGUGGUCACACACAUCAGAAAUGUGAGACACGUCUUGUGUAGAGUAUGA
Messenger RNA from Helobdella robusta, 384 nucleotides. RefSeq lists its product as hypothetical. The coding region runs from base 1 to 384 and encodes 127 amino acids. NCBI's taxonomy places the organism in Eukaryota, Metazoa, Annelida, Clitellata, Rhynchobdellida, Glossiphoniidae. The transcript is spliced from 4 exons. The record is from RefSeq and is a predicted model, not a curated record.